This is a messenger RNA of Diversispora eburnea, 410 nucleotides long. NCBI's taxonomy places the organism in Eukaryota, Fungi, Glomeromycota, Glomeromycetes, Diversisporales, Diversisporaceae. The record is from the annotation of a GenBank genome assembly.
AUGUAUACUGACCCACUGAGGCGUAAUUCUCGUUUUCGUAGAAACGCGUUAUAUAAUAAGGAAAAACCUAAAGUUACAGCAGCAAGGUCAAGCCAACCAAAAGAAACAUUAUGUGAGUCAUGUAAAAUUAUGCAUUUGAAUGUUCAAAGGGUUGGUAGCCUUGACUUAUGCCCUUAUUGCAAGUCACUUUUCGACGACGACGCUACUUUUCGUUUUAAACGUGGUGGACAAUAUGGUUUCGAACGUUAUAAACGCGUAAAGGUUUUAUAUCUCGACGUCUGGUAUUCGGCUACCAUGGUAGACUUUAAAAAUGGACGCAUUAAACUACAUUAUGACGGUUGGAGUGAUAAAUUUGAUGAAUGGAUAUUAGCGGGAAGUAAAAGAAUUAAAGAUAUGACAUUAGAAGAAAU